Pisolithus orientalis is the source of this 1572-nucleotide messenger RNA. Its product is annotated as cytochrome P450. The transcript has 11 exons. The coding region runs from base 1 to 1356 and encodes 451 amino acids. The record is from RefSeq and is a predicted model, not a curated record. Gene Ontology annotation, molecular function: iron ion binding; monooxygenase activity; oxidoreductase activity, acting on paired donors, with incorporation or reduction of molecular oxygen. NCBI's taxonomy places the organism in Eukaryota, Fungi, Basidiomycota, Agaricomycetes, Boletales, Pisolithaceae.
AUGCACACUGUAUCUCUUGCCGCCUUUUCCGCUUUGUUGAUAUGUCUUGCGUUUGCCGUCAAGAGAUGGGGACGGAGAGCUCUCAGAAAUGGUCUUCCACUUCCUCCUGGUCCGAAGGGUCUUCCUUUAGUAGGCAAUCUUCUUGACAUAAACUUUGCUGCACCGUGGACAACGUACGAACAAUGGGGAAAACGGUAUGGCGGAAUCUCAUAUUGUACUGUACUUGGCCAGGGUUUUGUUAUCAUCAAUGAUGAGGAAAUAGCUCAUGAACUGAUUUUGAAACGGCCGUCGAUCUAUUCUGAUCGCCCACCCCUAUGUACCAACGAGCUAUUCGGACUGGACUUCAACACAGGCUUUCUCCCAUACGGUGACGAAUGGAGGUUACAUCGAAGGAUGUAUAACGUCGCAUUUAGUCAGCAAAUCACCAAGAAAUACCAACUCGUACAGAUGAGCAAGGUGCACCAAUUACUCGUGAACUUGCUCUCCACACCACUCGACUAUCCAAAUCACUUUGCCACGUUGUCUACUGCCAUCAUCAUGGCAAUCAGCGCGGCUGGUACGGCAACGACAUCUUUUGUGGGUGACUUGUUCGAGAUGGAAAUUGGGAACGAUUUGGUUUCAUUCAAAGACGAAGCUGUAAAGGCAGUAGCGGCCACUGUAUUCCUUGCUGGAGCAGAAACGACGUCAUCCGCACUCCUUGUCUUCCUUCUUGCUAUGGUGUUAUAUCCAGAGACGCAGGUCAAAGCUCAGGAAGAAAUUGAUCGCGUGGUUGGAGAUGCCCGUCUACCCGAGUUCAAAGACAGAGAGCAUCUUCCUUACGUCGAGGCUUUACUUAUAGAGACCCUGCGAUGGAAACCCAUUGUCCCCUUAAUGCUUCGACAUACAACAACGGCAGCAGACGUUUGUCAUGGCAUGUAUAUCCCAAAAGGCAAGCCAUCUCCCUUGACAGCCAUGCUGCAUCUUACCCGACUUCAUUUAGACACAACUGUGGUAGUGAAUUAUUGGGCGAUAACCCGGAAUGAAGUGCGUUACCCAAAUCCCGCUGCCUUCAAUCCUGAAAGGCACCUGACCGCUGGUGGAACGCUUGCUGAAGGCACAGCCCCACCAUAUUUUGGCCUCGGUCGUCGCAUAUGCCCCGGUAAGUAUGUCGCAGAACAGAGCAUUUGGGCAGCGAUGGUGUCUAUCCUUGCCACCCUACGCAUUGGGAAGGCUCGAGAUGACGCUGGUCGCGAAAUCGACUUCACUCCCGUGUUCACAACAGGGAUGACUUCACAUCCUAAACCCUUCCGUUGUUCUAUAGAAGCACGGUCGCCUAGGGCUGCAGAAUUGAUCUAUGCUAGCAUCAGUGCGAAUUGACUGCAUCUAGCAAUUGGAUAUCUUGUGUCUGGCAGUUUGGUUGAUUGUAUAACAAGCAAUGUGUACCUACGUGAUGUACCAUCUAAGAUCAUUUGGUUUUUUUGGCGAUAGCCCCUAAAACAGAAAUGGAGCGUAGGAUAGAACCAGUGCCGUUGAACAUUCUCGGCUGUAUCGGAGGAACCCCCCGUGAUAUGCAGUGUAGGAUAGCAUUGAACC